AUAAAAAAAAUAAAAAAAGAGGAAAAUUUCUGUCUUUCCCCCUUCUCCUCCCUCUCUGAAAAUCCCUCUCAAACAAGAACAAGCCCUAAAUCUCUACAUUAAUCAAAAUUACCGCUUUCCCCUUCCCCGUCCCGUCGCCCUUCCGCCGUGCGGUCGCCCUGCCCACGUGCCGUCUCCCUGCCGCCGUGCCGUCGCUGAGUUCGAGCUUUGGCCGCAAUUGGGGAGCUUCGGAGUUAGACGGACGCACUAAGCACCAUGCGCAAGUUGGCAGCUCAACUCUCCACUUAUUAUUACAGAAGAAACACUGUACCUGUACGCAUUGCCCAGCCACGAAAUUUGUCAUCCCUCAAUGGAAAAGAUGAGGUCGCCCUUGAACAAGACGCUGAAAGAAAAAUAGGCUGGCUGUUGAAAUUGCUUUUUGCUGGGACUGCCACGGUUAUUGGUUACCAGUUCUUUCCAUAUAUGGGGGAUAAUUUGAUUCAGCAGUCUGUGUCACUUUUACAUGUGAAGGAUCCGUUGUUCAAGAGAAUGGGAGCCUCAAGACUAGCCCGCUUUGCUAUGGAUGAUGAAAGAAGGAUGAAAGUAGUGGAAAUGGGUGGUGCUCAAGAGCUUUUAAAUAUGUUGGAGGGUGCUAAAGAUGACCGCACUCGGAAGGAAGCUCUGAAGGCUCUUUCGGCCCUCUCGCGCUCAGGUCAAGCUGCUGAAGCUUUACAUAAUGCUGGAGCGAUUGCGAUUAUCAGUUCUACUCCAGAUUCCUCGGAGGAUGUUGAAGUUGAGAAAUACAAGGCUAGCUUGUUGCAGAGAUUCCAAGAUCUGAAGUAUGAUGUUUUACCUUGAGAUAAGGGAAGAACUCUUUUAACGGUUUACAGUGGGUUACAAACACUAAGAAGCAUACUAAACGACGGGUACUCAAACAUUUGUAUAAGAUUGGCAUACAAAGGUAACUCUGUUUUCAACAUGUCUCGUGCCGUUGACUGCCUAUUUAAUUUUUUCAUUCUGUCACCCAAAGAAUAAUUUUUACUUCAGGUAGAUUGCACUCAUCGCCUUGAAUAUUAGCUAAUUCCCUGCUCAAACGC
Morus notabilis is the source of this 1076-nucleotide messenger RNA. RefSeq lists its product as uncharacterized. Bases 256 to 837 code for a protein of 193 amino acids. NCBI's taxonomy places the organism in Eukaryota, Viridiplantae, Streptophyta, Magnoliopsida, Rosales, Moraceae. The transcript has 6 exons. Gene Ontology annotation, molecular function: protein binding. The record is from RefSeq and is a predicted model, not a curated record.